Aspergillus versicolor CBS 583.65 is the source of this 1653-nucleotide messenger RNA. Its product is annotated as putative extracellular exo-polygalacturonase. Gene Ontology annotation, molecular function: polygalacturonase activity. Gene Ontology annotation, biological process: carbohydrate metabolic process. NCBI's taxonomy places the organism in Eukaryota, Fungi, Ascomycota, Eurotiomycetes, Eurotiales, Aspergillaceae. The transcript has 7 exons. Bases 252 to 1553 code for a protein of 433 amino acids. The record is from RefSeq and is a predicted model, not a curated record.
CAACAACCCAAUCCAAGCUCCAGCCUCGAGCUCGGCUCUCCACAAAAUUUCCAAUUAUUGGCUAUUCUCCCGGAUAAAAUGGAGAUGCUUAGGGGUUGGCAAUGGUUUUCUCCGCAGGGCUGCCGGAGGAGAAGCUGGAGGCAGAAGCAAAUAAUUUAGUAUAAAGUAUGCGCCGAUCUCCCCUGCUCAAAGGAGCUCGUUGCUCAGAUUGACUUACUGAACAUAAUCCUGUUCUUGAUUUCGUCGUGAGAAUGAAGCUAUCAGGAGUCCUCACCUCCACGGUGAGCAUCCUCUCCCUGGGGGCUACAGUCGAGGGCUUCUUUCACUCUCGAACCGACGCCGUUGCUCCUAAGCCGCCAUUCAGGCCUCUCCCACAUAGCUAUCCUCGCGAGAAGGUCUGCCAUGUGCGCAGCCAUGGUGAUGGCUCCGACGACUCUAAGUUUAUCCUCUCCGCAUUGCACCAGUGCAACCACGGCGGAAAGGUUGUCUUCGCCGAGGACAAGGAGUAUACCAUCGGUACUGCAUUGGACUUGACAUUCCUAAAGCACAUUGAUUUGGAAAUUCUCGGCCGCGUCGUUUUCACCGACGACACAGACUACUGGCAAGCCAACUCUUUUAAGCACGGCUUUCAAAAUGCCACUACCUUCUUCCAGCUCGGCGGCGAAGACGUAAACGUCUAUGGAGGGGGAACCCUCGACGGCAACGGACAGAUUUGGUACGAUUUAUUCGCAGAAGAUGCGCUGAUUCUACGCCCAAUUCUGUUCGGUGUUAUAGGGCUUCACGGGGGCACAAUUGGACCACUGAAACUGCGCUACUCGCCACAGUGGUACCAGCUUGUUGCGAACUCGUCGGAUGUGCUCUUUGACGGGAUCGAUAUCUCCGGAUAUAGUAGUAGUGAGAAUGAGGCCAAGAAUACUGAUGGCUGGGAUACGUACCGGUCAAAGAAUAUUGUUAUCCAGAAUUCGGUUAUUAAUAACGGUGACGAUUGCGUUUCCUUCAAGCCGAACAGCACUGACAUCCUCGUCCAAAACCUCCACUGUAACGGAUCCCACGGUAUCUCUGUUGGCUCUCUCGGCCAGUAUGUGGGCGAGGUUGAUAUUGUGAAAAACAUUCUCGUCUACAAUAUCUCUAUGUAUAACGCAUCUGAUAUGGCCCGCAUCAAGGUUUGGCCUGGCGUCGCAUCCGCCAUGUCCGAGGACCUCCAAGGUGGUGGUGGUCUCGGCUCCGUGUCAAAUGUUACAUACGAGGAGAUGUACAUCGAGAAUGUGGACUGGGCAAUUGAAGUAACGCAGUGCUAUGGGCAGAAGAACAUGACGUUGUGUAAUGAAUACCCGAGCAACUUGACCAUCUCCGACAUUCAUAUUUCCAAUAUGUACGGCACGACUUCCGAUGCGCAGGAUCCGAAUGUUGGAACGAUCGUUUGUUCAAGUCCAGAGGUGUGCUCGGAUAUCUAUGUUGAGGACAUUGAUGUCGUCAGCCCAAGCGGUACGAAUGACUUUGUUUGCACGAAUGUCGACGAGAGUCUCCUGCAGGUGAACUGUACCUCUGGGUGAUGGGGUUCGCGAGCCAAAUGGACAGACACGAUAUUUAAUGCUAUGUAUAGCUAGUAAAAAAGACAAUGAAGUACUUCUAUAUGUUGAAUCAUAUUAAUUU